AUGGCCGCGUCGUCGUCCUCAUCCGAGUUUAUCGCGUCGCCUCCCAAGCCUCGCUUUCCGGGCGACAUGGACCCGCUGCGUAUGCAUCCUGUCGACAAGUUCAAGCCGCCUACUGCCAAGACGUUCCCGUUCUCGGUCUCCGGUCUCUGGAAGUCAAACGGCAACCUGAUGAGAUGGAUCACUGAGGUCCCCACUGUUCAUCAUGACAUGGGAUUUGAGCCUGCCACUUACCAGAAUGAGAAGCGCUCGGCCCUGAGGGCGCUGUUGAUGGCCAUGAUGGAGGUGAGCACCGCAGCAAGAAGACCAAACUGUCUUCUUCCGGGGACCACCACAAACCGGCCACAACUCGGCGACGCGAUCGCGUGUUACAAUCCUCGCACAAGGCUGCACGAAGAGUCUCGGGGCUCUUCAACUUCCCCCGAAGCCAUGAUCAGCCUGCUGGCCCUACCAUUCAGGGCAACGGAUCGAUCCUUGCCACUCCCUUGCCCAGGACCCCCCCCCCCCCCCCCCCCCCCCAAGAGACUGAGAUACGUCUUCGUCGGCGACACCAAGUGCGGCAAGACGUCCAUGCUGCUCCGCUUCUCUCGUGGUGCCUUUCCGGAGAUGUGGAACCAGACCCAGUACGAGCUCUUCAGCAAGAAUAUCGACGUCGAUGGCAAGGCCUACGACCUCGAGUUGUGGGACACCUCGGGCAUCUUCGAGUAUCAUCAACUGUCUCUUCUUAACUACCUCACUUGGGACGCCAUCUUCAUCUGCUUCAGUGUCAACAGCGACAGGAAGUUCAUCAAUGCCCAGAACAGAUGGGCCCUAGAGGUCAUGAAGUACUGCCGCGGUGGUGUUCCGGUGUUCCUCGUUGGGCUGAAGACGGAUACUCGACCUUACAGGGGCGUCUGGUCUCCCUUCAUCGAAGAAGUUGACACCCGUGGCAUGAUGGCAGCCCGGGAUAUGGGCGCGGUCAGGUACUUGGAAUGCUCUGCCAAGACUGGUGAAGGUGUCGACCAAGUUUUCGAGGAAAGCACCCGCAACGUCGAGAACAUUCGAGCAGGCAGGCCCGUGACGCGCGAGAAGGUCAGCAUUGGGCUUGGUGAUAUUCUGUGCAUGUGA
Neoarthrinium moseri is the source of this 1104-nucleotide messenger RNA. RefSeq lists its product as uncharacterized. The coding region runs from base 1 to 1104 and encodes 367 amino acids. NCBI's taxonomy places the organism in Eukaryota, Fungi, Ascomycota, Sordariomycetes, Amphisphaeriales, Apiosporaceae. The transcript is spliced from 4 exons. The record is from RefSeq and is a predicted model, not a curated record. Gene Ontology annotation, biological process: small GTPase-mediated signal transduction. Gene Ontology annotation, molecular function: GTPase activity; GTP binding.